UUACACUAUUAUGUACUCUUUACUCCACAGCUCCCAAUUUGAUAUACUCAUGUGACACUUUGUCUCUUUAUUUAUUCAUAUCUAGCCUCUAAAAAUAGUGAGCCCAAUUUUGGUAAAACAGUGAACCCAAAAUCUCAAAUCAUCAUUCGAAAACGCGCUGCAGUCCCUUACCAACGGAGGCUGCUUCGGAUCUUCCGCAUCUACACUACGACCGAACGAGCGGCACGCCUGCGACCCGCCUACCACUGCUUCCGCCGACCACGACCUGUCCGGCUGCCCCUGCUUCUCUCCGACGCAGCUCCGCCGCACUACUCAGCCAGUAAAUCCAUCAGAAGGACUAAUGGCUGGACGUGAUGAUUCAAAUGUGGCAAAAGAAAAAUCAAGCAAUGGAAUAGAUGAGUUGCCAACAUUUAAUGCUGAAAAUAUGCAGAACAAUAUGAAAGUCAUUUACUACAGCCGGACAUUCAUGGCCAUCAUUGGUGGUGUAAUUGCUGGAAUUCUGGGAUUAACCAGCUUGAUGGGGUUUAUAUUUUAUUUCCUUAUCAUGGGAAUUGUGUCAGUAGGGCUGAUUGCAAAGGCAAAAUUUUCUGUCUUUGCAUACUUUGACAGCUGGAACAGGAUCAUUCUUGAUGGAUUCCUUGGGGGACUCUUGUCGUUUGUGCUAUUCUGGACACUUGCUUACGAUAUUGUGCACAUAUUCUAAGGCCCUUGAAUCCUAAGGAGAUCAGUAGCCAGAGAGACAACUAUCAAAAGCUUGGCCCUAGACAACAUCUCGGAGAGUUGAAGUUUACAUUUGAAAUUUUUAUGCUCUUGAUUUUGUUGGCAAAUUUAUCAGUUCCAAAGAUUGUUAAGCUGAAUUUAAGAAGUGUUUUUUCUGUUCUGUAUUUCAUAAGAUGCGUAUGCAUGAGAAAGCUUUUAAUUGUUUGGUGCAUAUACAUAUUUACCGUUAGAUCCAAAAUGGACAACAUAAGGACCUUUUUUUUGGAAAUUACUACGUAUCUAUCAUCUUUUUUUUUUUUUUUUUUUUUUUUUACUUUUUUAGUGUAUCUUCACAUUGGCAUCUUUAAAAAUGCCUUCUAUUGUCCCAAAAGAAAAUGCCUUUUAUUUUGGAAUAAAGGUGUGAUUCGUGUAA
This is a messenger RNA of Cuscuta epithymum, 1132 nucleotides long. NCBI's taxonomy places the organism in Eukaryota, Viridiplantae, Streptophyta, Magnoliopsida, Solanales, Convolvulaceae. The record is from the annotation of a GenBank genome assembly.